AUGAUUAAAAUCUCAAAUAAGUUAAAUAGUAGGGCGAGAGUGGGGCAGCCUGCAAGAGGUCCGGCUGAGACUUUACGAUCGAUUUGUGCUUCGAGCCAGCCUACUGCCAACAGGUCAACGCAACAAACCGAUGCCAUUCUUCCAUCCAAAGUCGAUGAAUUGGAUUUGCAAGAAACCCAUCACGUGGUGUCCAGGAAAGAGCUAACGAGUAGCUACGGAAACGGACAACCACCAGCGAUGGAGAAUCUUUCGUUGCUAUUGACUUCACACAUCGCGAAAGCCCGUAACCGAAAAGGUCAAGUUCCUGAAGGGAGCAUGGAACCUUUGGCAACAACCAUUCGUUUCAUCACGCUGAACUGCCGAACACUAUCGAGGGAACCCCAACAAGCCGCCCUGUCUAUUCUUUUGCGAUAUCUCUGUGUGCCUUUUGCUGCACUGCAGGAGACACGCAUGAGAGAUCGGCCCAUCAUCAGCAUCGAAAAUUACACCAUAUGCUGCGGCGAUGCUGAUGAGAAAAAAUGCGCCUUUGUACGACUGGAUCACAGAGGACGUAAACUCUGGAUCGUAAGUGCUCAAACACCUAUGGAAACCGCUGAGGACAACAACGCAAAUGCGAAAAUGGGACUCGAACAGCAAACCGAUGUGCUAGGAAAAUGGUAUUAUCCAGCGGAGCGCACGUCGGAGAAUGAGCAUUAUCCUGGACCACUCAUUAAACAUCGCGAAGAAACAACGCGCGAUGAGCAAGCUGGCUUCCGUCCUGGUCGAUCUACGAUUGACCAGGUGUUCAUCGUCAGGAGAUUGAUCGAAAUCUGGCAGCGGUAUUCGAAUCCAAUGCAUAUAGCGUUUCUGAACUUUGCCGCGUUCGACUCUCUUCACCGAUGCCGUCUUCUCAACGCACUCCGCGCCGAUGGAAUACCAGGAGAGUUCGUUCGCUUGCUUGAUGACAUGAAUCAACGAACAACUGCUGCAGUUCGAACACCAGCUUGA
Necator americanus (New World hookworm) is the source of this 987-nucleotide messenger RNA. RefSeq lists its product as uncharacterized. The record is from RefSeq and is a predicted model, not a curated record. The transcript is spliced from 6 exons. The coding region runs from base 1 to 987 and encodes 328 amino acids. NCBI's taxonomy places the organism in Eukaryota, Metazoa, Nematoda, Chromadorea, Rhabditida, Ancylostomatidae.